Molecule: messenger RNA, 1860 nt
Organism: Thyridium curvatum
Lineage: Eukaryota; Fungi; Ascomycota; Sordariomycetes; Thyridiales; Thyridiaceae
Exons: 2
Coding region: 1-1860 (619 amino acids)
Biological process (GO): SNARE complex assembly
Cellular component (GO): lytic vacuole; endosome
Molecular function (GO): SNARE binding
Source: RefSeq, a predicted model, not a curated record
AUGUCCGCGCCCGCGCCGUCGUCCUCGCGUCCCCUCCUGCUCCCGCAGAACCGCCGGCUCCGGCACCUCCGGGGCCUCUCCCUGCGCAACCUGAGCUUCGCCCGGCCCCGCGGCCAGACCAUCGACGAUGCCGCCAUCAACAUGUCCCCCAGCAAGCUCGAGACCCUGCGCGAGACCUCGAGGCUGCACCACACCCACUCGAGCGAGAACCUGCAGCUGCGGCCCCAGGCCGGCAGGCGCCGCCGCAGCACGGGGCUUGCCGGCGCCAGCCCGCUGUCCCGGCAGCGCCAGCUCGAGAUCACCGUCGAGGCCAAGGUCGCCGACGUCUUCUUCACGCUGCACUGCCUCGGCGACGAGGACCCGGUCUACAUCAGCGAGGUUGGCGAGCGCGCUACGAACUUCAAUUUCCGAUCCUUCGAGCUGUCCGAGUGGGAGCCCUUCAUCACGAGAUCGCCACAAGUCACGGUCAAGGUCUGGGCCGACCGAUAUCAGAAAUGGCAGCUCCUGCUCGAGGAAGAGAUCGACCUGCGGUUCCUCAGCUUCCUCGGCGAACUACAAAAUAUACACUUCCCCCCGAACAGCCUCAUAUUCCAUCUCAUCGACGGCGUCUACGCAUACGGCCUCAAGGGCAAGAUCCCGCCUCCCAAACGCGGCCCGUCGCUCCCGACCUCCUCCUACAAUGCUCUCAUGAAGCUCGCGACCCUCGAUAAUUCCGUGCAAGAUGCACUGGCCACACAAGAGAAGCUCGCUGCCCAGAUCAACGACAUCCUCGAGCGGGAGACGGUGAACGAGUUGCCCGAGGCCCAGGACAAGCUCAAGCUCGCGACGAAAUACGUAUCCCAGCAGCGGAGAACGCUCGCGGCCGCGCAGAAACGACGAGACGAGCUCAAGGCCUCGAUACAGGCCCGCCGCGAGGCCAUCAAGCUGGGCCGCGACCUGCAGGAGAAGGCGGCGAGGGACGUGGAGAACGCGCGAGAGAAGCUCCCGGGCUGCCGGGAGGCGCUCGACCGCACAAACGUGGACAUCCGGGGCCAGCGCCGCCGCAUCUGCGAGGACCUGACCAAGAUCUUCCCCAUCACGCCGGUGCCCUCGGGCGAACCGCUAGCCUUCAGCAUAUGCGGCGUCCGGCUGCCCAACACGGCGUACGGGCCCUCGUCGCUCUCCAGGUCGUCGUCGUCGUCGUCGUCGUCCCCGGCGCCGGGCGAGGACGAGCUCUCGGCGGCGCUGGGCCUCGUCGCGGCCCUCGCCUUCGCCCUCGAGCACUACCUCGGCGUGCCCCUGCCAUACGAGAUCCGGCGCUUCGGCUCCCGCUCCACCGUCCGCGACGACAUCAGCAUGCUGCCCGACCAGCAGCGCGAGUUCCCCCUGUACCUGCCGCGCGGCGGCUCGAGCGCCCAGUACCGCUUCGACUACGCCUGGUUCCUGCUCAACAAGGACGUCGAGCGCCUGUGCAACUCGCAGGGCCUCCGCGUCGUCGACAUCCGCCACACGCUGCCCAACCUCAAGUACCUGCUGUACGUGUGCAGCGCCGGCUCCGACGAGGUCCCCGAGCGCAAGAAGGGCGGCGUCCGGGGCCUCUGGGCCGGCCGCAUCCCGGGCCGCCACGGGAUGGCGGCGCUGAGCGUGGACGAGACGAGCAGCAGCGCGGGCGGGAGCCGGCGGGGCAGCGGGGACAGCGAGGCCCUUGGGGCUAAGCAGGGCGACGAGCUGAAGAGGGUGCUUGGCGGGGCGAAUGGGAAUGCUGCGCGGGGGAGGGACGGCGUUACUGGCGCUGGCGCGGUGUUUGGGCUGCCGUUUGAUGAGACCGAGACCAAGAUGACACUGCGGACGAAGGGGUUGAGGGAGCACGUGGGGAGGUAA